Baudoinia panamericana UAMH 10762 is the source of this 279-nucleotide messenger RNA. RefSeq lists its product as uncharacterized. The record is from RefSeq and is a predicted model, not a curated record. The annotation marks the transcript as partial. The transcript has a single exon. Gene Ontology annotation, molecular function: hydrolase activity. NCBI's taxonomy places the organism in Eukaryota, Fungi, Ascomycota, Dothideomycetes, Mycosphaerellales, Teratosphaeriaceae.
GCCUUGGUAUACCAUGGCGGCGGGUUGAUGGUUGGAAGCUCGGAGAUGGUGCCCAAGCCGCAACUUGAGUACCUGGUCUCUAAAGGAUUUCUGGUAGUUGUCCCAAACUAUCGACUGGCGCCCCAGGUCACCGGCAAGCAAGCGUUCGCAGACUGCGAGGAGGCCUACGACUGGGCAACUUCCAUGCUGCCGAAGUUCAUGCGACUGGUUUAUGAUGUGGACAUUGAUCCUAAACGAGUUGUCGCUCUUGGUCACUCCACGGGAGGAACGAUUGCUAUG